This is a messenger RNA of Cuscuta campestris, 1568 nucleotides long. The record is from the annotation of a GenBank genome assembly. NCBI's taxonomy places the organism in Eukaryota, Viridiplantae, Streptophyta, Magnoliopsida, Solanales, Convolvulaceae.
GCGAGUGAAAGCACUCCUCCCAUCCCAUUGAUGAUGUCGAGCAUGGGGACGACAUUUGCCCCGAUCACCACGGUAGGAUCGAUUGGCAUGAUUCCAAUCAUGUCGACCCCUACUCCUACGCCGACGACAACAAUGUUCCCAAGCUCGAUAACAACGCCUGGUGGAGCUUUCACGCCGUAUCCAUCGGCCUGGGCUCAAUUUGCUGCUGACCCGGCAAAUGCUCAGGCUCUGCAAGGUUAUCAACAAGUGAUGGCCAUGAUGCAACAGGCAGGGGGCUUCAUGCCAUUUGCCUAUCCUGGUAUGACUCCACCAAUCAUGCCACCUCCGGUGUCGACCCCGUCGACAUUUGUCCCUAGGAUGGUCCCUAUACGUCCGGUGAAUCUGACUGGGACCGUGAAUGAAGCAACACCCUCAAAUGUCCAUGAGGUCGAUGAGGCGGAGCAAGAGGCAGCCCGCAGGAGGAAGGGUAAGGCUAUAGCCAAACCCAGCAAGACCCGAGAUUCGGCGUUCAAACGCCUAGGGGACAAAGAAGAUGGGCCCCGCAAGUCUGCCAAGCUACAUCUUGGUCCUGAGAUGGGCCGGACUAGCGCAAUGGAAAGACUUGGCGGGAAUCGUCCCGUCCAAUCUCGUCGUUCUAGGGAAUCUGAGACGAUUCACCUAGACGAGGAGGAAGCUAAAAGCCAGCCCAGGGCAUCGACAUAUACCAGGGUCUCAUACGAUGAGGAUGACCUGGACAAGAUAGGGAGCGUAGCGAGAAAGCUACGUGCCCUGGAGGAAAAGGUGGAAGAGAAGGCGGGAGCAAAGAAGCAUACCCUGGCAAAAUCCCCUUUUUCGGCCAGGGUACAUGCACAAAAACUGAGGCGGAAGAUCAAGCUGGACGUGGAGAAGUUCACGGGAAAGGAGGAUCCAAAUGUCCACCUUGACACCUUCCACAAUGCAGCACAGAUGGCCGGGUGCACUGAUGCUGAGGAAUGCUUGCUCUUCUUCUCAUCCUUGAGAGGGAGACCAGUGGAAUGGUUUAACGGCCUUCCCCAUGGAAAGAUUGGGUCCUUUGAGAAACUUGCCGAAGUUUUCCGCAAGAAGUACCAGGACAACUGCAUCAAGAGGAAGAAGUUCACCUACCUUAACACGGAAGCCUACAAUACAGCAUGGGAGUAUGCCGAGGCGGAGGUCUUGAACAAGAGCAAGCGGGAGCUGGAGGAAGGCUAUACAAAGGUGAAAUCUGACAAGCCGAAGAAGGAGGACCAGAUGGGAGGGUCCAAGCCAAAGGCCACCUAUGACGGAUCUGUCCAUCAAAUAAGGGAUGAUAAGAAGGGAGAGCAACCCAAGAGGCCAUGGACGGAGAAGUGGUGUACCUACCAUCAAUCUGACUCCCACAACACGGCGGACUGCCGAAAUGUCAGGGCUGUGCUCAAGGAGAUGACCUUGAGAGGGGAAUUGGAUGAAGUACUCGUUACGGGGCUUGAGGAAGACCUAUAGGCGAGUAUUUGAAUCCGCCCACAUGAAUAGGAUCAGGGAAAUCAAAGAGGAUGGACAAAAUAUGGUCAAGAUUACUAAGCUUGCUUUAG